Stegodyphus dumicola is the source of this 7563-nucleotide messenger RNA. RefSeq names its product TATA-box binding protein associated factor 1 (gene Taf1). Gene Ontology annotation, cellular component: transcription factor TFIID complex. NCBI's taxonomy places the organism in Eukaryota, Metazoa, Arthropoda, Arachnida, Araneae, Eresidae. Gene Ontology annotation, molecular function: histone acetyltransferase activity; RNA polymerase II general transcription initiation factor activity; TBP-class protein binding. The record is from RefSeq and is a predicted model, not a curated record. Gene Ontology annotation, biological process: transcription by RNA polymerase II; RNA polymerase II preinitiation complex assembly.
AUUCCUGUGGAUGUAAAUAAAUGUGUGUUUGUGUGAUGUUUAUAAUUUUAAGGGGGGAGAAAAUGAAGUUCUCUGUAAAUUCAAAACAAAUAGUUUCAGUUAUCGGCAUGUUUUUUCUAAUCUGAGUGUUACAUUUCAAGUUGUAGUUUUCAAAAUGAACUUUGUAAAUUUGAUUAAAUUUUUUAGUGCAAACAGUUGAUAAUAUAAGAGACACACCAUGGACAGUGAUGAAGAAGGAGAUAAUGAACGAGUAAUUUCUUUAACUACUCGAUUGCUGUUUGGAAAUAUUGAUGAUGAUGGGCAACUGGAAAAUGACUUUUUAGACCCUGAAUCUAUAAGGCAUUUACAUCAACUGAGGCAGUUAGGAAUUGGAACUCAGCUAAAAGAAAUCACAGAAGAUGUUGAUUCACCAAACUGUGAAUUUGGAGAACCAGAAGAUGCAAGCCGAGGAAGUGAUGAUUGUAAUGUCAAGUCUCCAUCUGCUGUGGAUUAUUCUGAUAUCAAUGAAUUAGCUGAUGAUGCUGAUCCAAAUGCACAUCCUAAUGAAACUACUGUUGAUUACUCAGCUGUUAAUGGGAAAGAGGAGGAUUUUUCUGGUGUAAAGCCCAGUGACAAAGACUUAAUGCCUCCACCUCCUUUACCUCCUCCAAAAGAUGGAACUCAGGGUACUGCUCCAUGUGACACAGAUGAAUCUGAUGUGGAUUUCUGUGAUAAAGAGAAAGAUGAUCUUAUUGAAGAAAAGCCACCACAGACUGAAAAUGUUGAAAAGAAAUUAGAUACUCCUCUUGCUGCUAUGCUUCCUUCUAAAUACAAGAAUAUGGAUGUAACUAAAUUAUUCCCAGAAUUCAGACAUGGUCAGGUAUUGAGGUUUUCUCGGCUUUUUGGACCUGGGAAGCCAUCAAGUUUACCUCAGAUUUGGCGAGGUGUUAAAAAGAAGAAAAAGAAAAGAAUUAGUGAUGAUUCAGAUCUUGUAAAAGAACCAAAAAAGUGGACAUUAGAUAUCCCAGAUUCUCCACCAAGGCCAGAAGACUGUGAAUCAGAUGAAGAAGCAAAACUGUUAAAACCAGAAGAAAAAAACAGAUCAGGUACAAAAAAUGAGGCAUAUAAGACAAAUGAACUUUCUCCCGGUUUUGCAGCAUGGCGGUUUGGUCCCGCAAAACUUUGGUAUGAUAUGUUAAAUGUUCCUGAAAGUGGAGAAGGUUUUGAUUAUGGAUUUCGGCUGAAGGAACAGCAAUCAAGUGAAUUAAACAAUAAUGUGAAAGAUCCUCUUGCUGAUGAAAAUUAUCCAGACGAUGCUUAUUUUAUGGUUACACUGUAUCCGUGGGAAGAUGAUGUGAUAUGGAAUGGUGAAGAAGUCAAGAAAGUUGUACUCGCAAAACUGCACAAUCGAAAUAAUGCUGCUGGUUGGGUGCCCUCAAGUAUGAACAGAACUGCAUCAGCCUUUAGCCAACAAGCGAAAACAUUCUCUGCAGCACUGCAAACUGGAACACCAAAACCAUCAAAUCAACAAGCAAUGAAAAUAAAUAAAACACCUGCUUCAAAUAAGUCUGAAUAUUCAGAUGAGAAAGAUGAUACUUGGUGGUCAAUAUUUCCAGUUGAGAAUGAAGAGCUUGUAUAUGGCCACUGGGAAGAUGAUGUAAUAUGGGAUAGUGAGGCCAUGGAAAAGAUACCCGAACCAAAAGUAUUAACUCUUGAUCCUAAUGAUGAAAACAUCAUUUUGAGUAUUCCUGAUGACCCAGAUCCAAAUUCUUUAACGUCUAAUGAGCCUGUGAAGGAAAAGAAAGACAUGGUGAGAAAAUCUCGAAUUCUUUUGGGAAAGGCUGGAGUUAUAUCUGAACCAGAACCACCCAGUCCUCCACCACCACAAAAUAUAAAAAAAGAUCCAUUUAACAUAUCAAAUGAUGAAUAUUAUAAUCCAAAGAUGACUCAAGAUUCUGCUCUGAAGCCAAAUGUUGGAGGAAAUCUGAUUCAGCAUUCUAUCCCUGCAAUUGAACUAAGCCCACCAUUUUUUCCAACACAUAUGGGUCCCUUAAAAUUGCGUCAUUUCCACAGACCACCUUUGAAACGGUUUUCUCACGGUCCAUUAGCACAAACAGGUUUUCAUGGAGUUAUUCCCUUGCUGAAGCACAUCAAAAGAAAAGCUAAGCUUAGGGAGCAAGAAAGAGAGGCAUCUGGUGGAGGAGAGAUGUUUUUCAUGCGAACUGCUGAUGAUCUGACGGGCAGAGAUGGUGAAUUAAUUUUAGCAGAAUAUUCUGAAGAACAUCCACCUUUAAUGAUGCAAGUGGGAAUGGCAACCAAAAUUCGAAAUUACUAUAAACGUAAACCAGGAAAAGACACUGGUGCACCAGAAUAUAAGUAUGGUGAAACAGCAUAUGCACACACAUCGCCUUUCUUGGGAUCUUUAGCUCCAGGUCAGAGCAUACAAGCAUUUGAAAAUAAUUUAUUUCGUUCACCUAUCUAUGAACAUGAGUUACCAGAUACAGAUUUUGUUAUCAUACGCACUCGUCAACAUUAUUAUAUCAGGGAGGUGGAAUCUAUUUUCACUGUUGGACAGCAGUUACCUUUAUUUGAAGUACCAGGCCCUAAUUCUAAAAAAGCAAACAAUUUUAUUAGAGAUUUCUUACAGGUGUUUAUUUAUCGAUUAUUCUGGCACAGUAAAGAUAAUCCUCGAAGAAUAAAAAUGGAAGAUAUUAAAAAAGCUUUUCCAUCUCAUUCUGAAAGUAGCAUUCGUAAACGACUGAAACUCUGUGCAGAUUUUAAAAGGACAGGUACUGAUUCAAACUGGUGGGUGUUAAAGAGUGAAUUUCGUCUUCCUACUGAAGAUGAAAUAAGAGCCAUGGUUUCUCCUGAGCAGUGCUGUGCCUAUUAUGGCAUGCUUGCAGCGGAACAAAGACUUAAAGAUGCAGGUUAUGGUGAAAAAUCCCUUUUUGCUCCAGAAGAUGAAAAUGAUGAAGAAAUGCAGAUGAAAAUGGAUGAUGAAGUAAAAGCUGCUCCAUGGAAUACAACAAGAGCAUUUAUAUCAGCUAUGAAGGGUAAAUGCUUGCUUCAGUUAACAGGUGUUGCUGAUCCUACUGGCUGUGGAGAAGGCUUCUCCUAUGUGCGAGUACCGAAUAAGCCUCAACAAUCUAAAGAAGAGUGCAGUAACCAAACAUCUGCAAAGAAAACAGUAACAGGAACUGAUGCAGAUUUGCGUCGACUCUCCCUUAGUAAUGCCAAGCAACUACUUCGUAAAUUUAAUGUUCCUGAAGAAGAGAUAAAAAAAUUAUCUCGAUGGGAGGUUAUUGACGUUGUCCGUACUUUAUCAACAGAACAGGCUAAAGCUGGUGAAGAAGCCAUGAGUAAAUUUGCUAGAGGUAAUCGUUUUAGCAUUGCAGAACAUCAAGAACGAUAUAAAGAAGAUUGUCAGCGCAUCUUUGAUUUGCAGAAUCGGGUACUUGCAUCAAAAGAAGUUCUUUCUACUGAUGAAGACUCUAGCUCUGAGGAUGAUUCAGACAUUGAAGAAAUGGGAAAGAAUAUUGAACAUAUGCUCUCUAAUAAGAAAACUAGUUCACAAUUGACCCAUGAACGAGAAGAAGCAGAGAGAAGAGAGUUACAGAAGUUAAUUUUAGGAGAAGAUAGUGUCUCUGAUGAAAGGCGAAAAAGGGAAAAAGAAAAACAAAAAAUUGAGAGAGAAGAUGACAGUGCCUCAUUAGGAAGUACUGGAUCCAAUUCAAAUGGAAGAAUACUGAAAAUUUAUAGAACAUUCAAAUCACCUGAUGGUAAAGAAUUUGUACGAAUAGAGACUGUUCGUAAACCUGCUGUAAUUGAUACUUAUGUUCGUAUUCGCACUACUAAGGACCCAGCAUUCAUAAAACAAUUUGCAUCAACUCUAGAUGAACACCAAAAAGAAGAAAUUAGAAAAGAACGCAGAAGAAUUCAGGAACAGCUUCGGAGAUUGAAAAGAAAUGCUGAGAAAGAAAAACAUGUACCUCCAAAGAAGAAACCAAAAAAAGAACCUCCUUUAUUAAAGCUCAAAUGUGGAGCUUGUGGAGCUAUUGGCCAUAUGCGAACCAAUAAAACAUGUCCAUUGUAUCAACCUGCUGCUCCCAUUCCUCCUGUUCAGGUCGCAAUGACUGAAGAGGAGGAGGAGGAGGAAGAAAGGGCUGGAUUGGAAGAUGAUCAUUUGGUGAAGGUAGAUGAAACAAAAGUGGUUCUAUCAAAACAGUUAGUAAAACAUGCAGAUGAGGUACGCAGAAAAUCUCUUGUUCUAAAAUUUCCUAAAGAAGCUGUUGCAAUCAAGAAGCGUAGGAGAGCUGGAACUGUUAUGCAUUGUGAUUACUUAAAAAAACCUCAUAAACUUGUUAAUCGCCAGCGAACAGAUCCAGUUGUAGCUUUGUCCAUAAUUUUGGAGAGUAUGCUUAAUGAGAUGAGAGAUCUUCCUGAUACUCAACCAUUUUGGUUUCCUGUUAGUGCUAAAAAUGUGCCAGAUUAUCAUCGAAUUGUUCAUAGGCCUAUGGAUCUCCAAACAAUGCGAGAAAAAUUACAUCAGCGGAAAUAUAAGAGUCGGGAAGAGUUUUUACAAGAUGUUAAUUUAAUUGUUGAAAACAGCAAUAUAUAUAAUGGUGCAAAAAGCUCGUUGAGUCAGACAGCUCAAAAAAUGAUGGAACAUUGCUUAAAACGAUUUGCAGACAAGGAAGAAAAACUGAUGAGGCUUGAGAAAGCUAUCAAUCCUCUUCUUGAUGAUAAUGACCAAGUUGCAUUUUCAUUCAUCUUAGAAACUAUAGUAGCUCAAGACUUGAAAGCAAUUCCAGAGUCUUGGCCAUUUCACAAACCUGUUAGCAAAAAGUUUGUGAAGGAAUAUUACAAUGUUAUCAAGAAUCCAAUAGAUUUGGAUACUAUAAUAAAGAAUAUUAAAGCUCAUAAGUACAGCAACAGAGAAGAUUUUAAAGCUGAUGUGGAACUGUUACUUACCAAUAGCCUUACAUUUAAUGGUCCAGAUAGUCAGUUUACUAAGAAAGCAAGAGAGAUAAUGGAAGCUUGUGAAGCUGCUUUGAAAAGGUAUGAUGAUCAACUCACUGUCCUGGAAGCUGCUAUCAAAUCAUCCCAAGAAGCUGCUUUAGAAGCUAUUGAAACUGAUUCAGCCAUUACAGGGAAUUCCUUCCAGCAUGAUGAUGGAAGUUGCACAGAAAGUCAAGCUGGAGAUAAGUAUGAUGAUCAGCAUAGAGGGAAAUCCAAAGAUAAUGAAGAUAUGGAGUUCGUUGAUGUUGAAGGUGAUGAGGAUGAUGAUUAUGAUGAAGAAGAGGAUGAUGAAUCUGUUCUUUUAGGUCAUAAUUUAUUAGUGAAAUCUGAAGGUGGUUUCAGUGAAAAGAUACAAUAUGAUAGUGACACUGAAAUGCAGCAUGUGACUUCAGACAAUGCUGAAGUGAUGCAGUUUGAUUUAACUUUAUGUGCUGAUAAUGAAAAUUCAGAAAUAAUUGAUGAAAAUUAUGAUCCUUCAGAGUUUCUUUUGCAAGGGAGGUAUGAUUUUCAGCAGUCAAAAGAUGAUGCAGCUGAAGAUAAUGUUAGCAAUGAUUUAGUUGUAAGUGAUUCAGAAGAUGAAUCUAAUAGAUCCUCUGGGCAUAUGGAUCAAGAAAAUGAGGAAUUGUGGUUUUAAAUUUAUAUACUGCACAUUUUUAUCUGGUGUAUUUUUAAAUGUUCAUAAAAUUUAUCUAAUUCAUUUGCAUCAAUUUAAGACUUCCACUUUUCUUUUUCCUUUAAGGUCAUGUCAUCUUUAUUUAGUUGAUUAUUUGCAUAAUUUUCAUCAGGUUAUAUCUUUUUUUAUAAUUCAUCUGAAAUCACUAAUUUUAUUCAUGUUGAUCAGUGAAUGAUGAUGUACAUUUGUAAUUUUGUUUCUCAUUAUUAAUGCGGGCAUGUUAUUGUAUUUCAAUCAUGUUUAAAAAAUUCUUUAUAUAUGUAUAUAUUUAUGUAUUAGCUCGACCCAUACUGGCCCCAAAAUGAUAAAAAACUGUCUAAAUAUAUAUGAAAAGCACACUGUCAUUAUGAAUACUUAUUUUGCUAUGCAAACAGAUAUACAAAUUUUUAAUCCACGACAUAAAACGAUCAAAUAAAAAGCGGUUUAAUAAAACCAUUUCUGGCAUUAUUAGAUUUUUUAUUUCAUAAUUUAUAAUCAGACUCUAAUUAAUGAACUUUUGAAAAGUAUUCUUAAAUCAAAAAGUCAUCUUAAUUAUUUUCACAACAAAUGUGCUCCUUAAAAAAGGGGGGAUCUAUAAUGAAUAUAAUGCUGCAAUUGGUGGCUAUAUAUAUUUCAGCUUGAACUGGUGAAGACAGUCUAAAUUGAAGAUGUUAUUAAAUAAGGACUGUAUGUAUAUUUCUGUUACACAAUUAUGCUUUACAAAAAAGGGUGAAAAGUGAUAUUUUUUCAGUACUGAAAUAAAUAAUAAUAAAUGCAUCCUACCAGGAAAUGUAGUCAUAAUUCUUGGCACAGUGUAUUUAUUAUCACAUUAAAAAUAUUAAUUCAAACCUGACGUAUUUCCUUAAAAAUGGUUCUUUUUGUUAGAGCUGUAGUGCUAGUAAGUAAUUUCCAUUGUUUUUUUUUUUUUUUUAUAUAUAUAUAUAUAUUUUUAAUGUAGCUUAGAUAUUCAUAGGUGAAACUUUUCUAUUUAUAGACUACAUAUUUAUUUUAAGAACAUGAUUGAAAGAGUAAAUGUAAAUACUUGUAUAUAUUAACUUUAAAAAACUAUGCAAGGAAAUUAAUGCCUUUGGUUACCAUACUGCAUUAAAUUGCAAAAGUAAUUCUAAUUAAAGUAAUAAUUCUAAGUAGUCUCUGUUUUUAAAAGCAUUUAUAAAAUGAUGUGCAUGUCCUACAUUAAAUUGAUUAUAUUGUUUUGUUUAUUAAUUUUAUUUUAUUGUAUAGUUGAAAAAAUACUUUGGUUUAAUAUUUAUUUUAAUCAUAAAAUUUAUUCAUAAAAUAAGAACACAAAGUGAGGGUAGACAAACUUCAUAAACAAAACAUAGUUUUAUUUCUUAGUGCAUUCAAUAUUCUAGCACUCAGGGAUGUGAAUUUUGUUACAUUUCAUAACUCUCUAUGUCUGUUGACACCAUGUCUGAAAAGCACCUUUGUUUGGAUUCUGGUUUUGGAUAGUAGUCAAUGAUAUAGCAUUCUUUUUUGACUUAAUAUCAUGUAUCUUUGAAUUUUAAAAAUUAUAGUCUUUAAUGAUUUAAAUUAUUUUAAUCAUGUAAUAAAAAUACAUUAAUCUGAGGCUUAUUUUUUAGUACAACAUAUGGAUAGGUUUCCAAAAACCAAACAAAUAUCAAACUUAUGUAAAUGAUAGGUUUUAGUUUUAUUUAAAUUAUCUUGUUUAUAUCUUCACCUUUUAUAUACUAUCUUUUCAUCUUUAAUGAAGUCUUUUGUCUCUUUUGUAAGUUUUCUUCUAAGAUCUCUAGUUCCAAAAGUGGUUGGAAAUUUUUUUCUAUUUUUACUUUUAAUUAUAUUUCCUGUUACUACACUUUUUAUUUAAGAAAUGAAAUAAGAAUUUCUGAAUCCUAAUUUCUCCAAUAAUAUUUACUUAAUGUAUUAAAAAAAUA